Sesamum indicum (sesame) is the source of this 2404-nucleotide messenger RNA. The record is from RefSeq and is a predicted model, not a curated record. NCBI's taxonomy places the organism in Eukaryota, Viridiplantae, Streptophyta, Magnoliopsida, Lamiales, Pedaliaceae.
CAGUCCCAUAACUGAAUCGAAUCACUGCUUUAUUCCUUUUCCCAUACUCUGAUGAUCUGAUCCUGUAAUUUACCAAAAAUAUUAAAUAAAAGUAAUAAUCUGAUCGUCAUUUACACCAAAUGGCAGCUUCCAUACGCCUACGCCGGCUCGGCGCAGUCGCCGCCGUCGCCGGAGGUGCGUGCUUCACCGUCCUCGGCGAUCCUCCUAUGGCCUCCAGUGACCGGGGCGCCCCGGGUCCGACCAUGACCGCUUUAAAGCAGAAAAUUUCGGACCCUUUGAGCGCUGUGCCUUCUCGUGAAGUCCAGGAGUCGGCUUUGAUCGGGUCCAGCCCGGCUAACCCCCUGGACGUCCUCGUCGUUGGCGGCGGAGCCACCGGCUGCGGUGUCGCGCUGGAUGCCGCCACACGCGGACUUCGUGUCGGGCUUGUUGAGCGAGAGGAUUUCUCCUCUGGGACUUCGUCGAGGUCUACUAAACUCAUCCAUGGAGGAGUUCGCUAUUUAGAGAAAGCUGUUUUUAACUUAGAUUACGGGCAGUUAAAGCUGGUUUUCCAUGCCCUUGAGGAGCGUAAACAAGUUAUUGACAAUGCUCCCCAUCUCUGCAAUGCUCUGCCAUGUAUGACACCAUGUUUUAGCUGGUUCGAGGUGAUUUACUACUGGAUGGGUUUGAAAAUGUAUGAUCUGGUGGCUGGCAAACGCUUGCUCCACUUGUCUAGAUAUUAUUCAGCGCAGGAGUCAGUUGGUCUCUUUCCCACUUUAACAAGAAAGGGAAAAGAUCAGAGCUUGAAAGGAACAGUGGUCUAUUAUGACGGACAAAUGAAUGAUUCACGUCUGAAUGUUGCAUUGGCAUGUACUGCUGCGCUAGCAGGGGCUACUGUACUUAACCAUGCUGAAGUGAUAUCCUUUCUUAGGGAUGAGGGUGGUGGGCGGAUAAUAGGUGCUAGGAUAAGAAAUAAUCUAUCAGGCAAGGAGUUUGAUACAUAUGCAAAAGUUGUGGUAAAUGCGGCUGGUCCGUUCUGUGAUUCCCUGAGGAAGAUGGCAGACAAAGAAGCGAAACCAAUGAUCUGUCCCAGCAGCGGUGUCCAUGUUGUGCUUCCUGAUUACUAUUCUCCGGAAGGGAUGGGCUUGAUUGUUCCCAAAACUAAGGAUGGUCGAGUCGUUUUCAUGCUUCCCUGGUUAGGGAGAACAGUUGCUGGUACCACCGACUCAAACACCACUAUUACAAUGCUACCAGAACCUCAUGAGGAUGAGAUCGAAUUCAUAUUAGAUGCCAUCUCUGAUUAUCUUAAUAUUAAGGUACGCCGAGUAGAUGUUUUGUCAGCUUGGAGCGGCAUUCGACCAUUGGCGAUGGAUCCUAAAGCUAAAAACACAGAGAGCAUCUCCAGAGAUCAUGUUGUGUAUGAAGACUUUCCUGGUUUAGUUACAAUCACUGGUGGAAAGUGGACUACAUAUAGAAGUAUGGCAGAGGAUGCAGUUGAUGCAGCUAUAAAGUCAGGAAAGUUGAGCCCAGCAAACAAAUGCCUGACAUAUGAACUACAGCUCGUAGGUGCUGAUGGAUGGGAUCCAGCAUCUUUCACUGUAUUAGCUCAGCAAUACGUGCGCAUGAAGAGAUCGCACGGUGGGAAGGUCGUUCCAGGCGUAAUGGACACUGCUGUAGCAAAGCAUUUAUCUCAUGCUUAUGGUACUUUCGCCGAACGUGUAGCUGCCAUUGCCCAGAAUGAAAAUCUGGGGAAAAGGCUAGCCCACGGAUACCCAAUCCUGGAAGCGGAAGUUGCAUACUGUGCUCGGCAUGAGUACUGCGAAUCAGUGGUGGACUUCAUAGCCAGAAGGUCUCGCCUUGCAUUUCUCGACACUGACGCUGCUAUGAGGGCAGUGCCUCGUGUCAUCGAGAUAUUGGCUUGUGAACACAAAUGGGAUAGAUCGAGGCAAAAGCAGGAAAUGCAAAAAGCUCAAGAAUUUCUGGAGACCUUCAAGUCAUCGAGAAAUGCUCAAUUCCAUGAUGGCAAACACAACUAAUGUGUUUUUAUUUUGGCCCAACAUUUUCAAUGGGCAACUUCAUUUUCCCCAUUUUUUGCUCGAAAAGGUUUACAGUUUCCUCCCUUUCUCAAAGGGUGUCUGAAUACUUUAUCUGGUAUACUAUCGGAGCUCCAGCCGUAGUAGCUCCAUGUCAGGAACCCAUCUCAACUUCUCAAGAAUCUAAACCUAUGCAGAAAUUUGCAUUUUCAAACACAGAAGGUGCGUACCGAUGAUUAUCAUUUGCAAUAUGCAAUUUAGGAUUCUCCUUUCAACCUUUGCAUAGUGGUAAAAGGAUGUAAUAAAAGAUACACAUUCAUUUGCCAAGAAGAUUCUUCAUGAGAAUAAUUAUACAGAGUUUGGUCGAAAUAAAGCAUUGAGGGGUUGAUGUUGUC